This is a messenger RNA of Endocarpon pusillum Z07020, 327 nucleotides long. RefSeq lists its product as uncharacterized. Bases 1 to 327 code for a protein of 108 amino acids. The transcript has a single exon. The record is from RefSeq and is a predicted model, not a curated record. NCBI's taxonomy places the organism in Eukaryota, Fungi, Ascomycota, Eurotiomycetes, Verrucariales, Verrucariaceae.
AUGCCCCGCUCACGGCCUGAAAGCAAGCGGCUCGAAUUUGGCCGCCUCAGCCUGGUCAGAGGGGAGGCUGCAUACGAAGAGGUGUUUGUCUCGUGGGAAGGUGGCCCUUGGAGGACUGAGAAAGCUGUAGGUGACUCCCAAGGAGCAACCAGUAACUCCAUAUUCCCUAGCUUCAUGCAAAGGCAGAGUCCAGGCCAGGCAGAAUUCCUCAGCCGAGCCAACCAAGAUAUUUACAGGGCACCCGGUCAUACUUUUGAGAAUAACCCCACUUUCACACCAAAAGGGGCUCUUUUCAUUCCUCAGAAACAGCUUUAUGCAAGAACAUGA